CUGGAGAAGAGACCGCGCUGCAGUGGCUCCCCUGGUGCCCACCCCCUGCCUUCGAAAGCAGCCUUGGACAUCUGCUCCCUGUUUCAGCGAGGACUCCAGGAUCCCUUUCCUCUGGCCCCGACACCUGGAUCUCAACUUUGAAACCAGCCCUAGGUCCCUUCCUUUGGGUGCCUGAUAUCGCCCAUAGGGACCCUCGUCCUGGGCCAUGGCCCAGAGAGUGGGUCUGAGGCUUGGGCGACAGGAGGCCAUGGCCAUUCUGCUUUUGCUUGGAUUAUUCCAGUCCUGCAUGGGAGCUGAUGGGGCCGAAGCAGCCAUCUGCGGCGUGGUCUCGCAAGCCCGAAUCACAGGUGGCAGCAGCGCAGUCCCCGGCCAGUGGCCCUGGCAGGUCAGCAUCACCUACGACGGCACCCAUGUGUGCGGCGGCUCUCUCGCGUCUGAGCAGUGGGUGCUGUCAGCAGCUCACUGCUUCCCCAGGGAGCACUACAGGGAUGGCUAUGAGGUCAAACUGGGGGCCCACCAGCUGAGUUCCCACAGCUUUGACACCGAGGUCCGCACCGUGGAUCGGGUCAUCCUGCACCACAGCUACCAAGAGGAGGGCUCCCAGGGUGAUAUCGCGCUCCUCCAUCUCAGCAAGCCCGUCACCUUCUCCCGCUACAUCCGGCCCAUCUGCCUCCCUGCCGCCAAUGCCUCCUUCCCCAACGGCCUCAUGUGUACUGUCACUGGAUGGGGCCACGUGGCCCCCUCAGUGAGCCUCGAGCCUCCCAAGCCACUACAGCAACUCCAGGUACCGCUGAUCAGCCGGGAGACGUGUAACUGUCUGUACAACAUCAAUGCAAAGCCCGAGGAGCCCCACACUAUCCAGCAGGACAUGGUGUGUGCUGGCUAUGUGAAGGGGGGCAAGGAUGCCUGCCAGGGGGAUUCUGGGGGCCCACUCUCCUGCUUUGUGGAGGGCCACUGGUACCUAGCAGGCAUUGUGAGCUGGGGUGAUGCUUGUGGGGCCCCCAACAGGCCAGGUGUAUACACUAUGACCUCUAGCUAUGCCUCCUGGAUUCACCAUCAUGCAGCAGAGCUCCAGCCUCGUGUGGUGCCCCAAAUCCAGCCGUCCCAGCCUGAUGACCACCUCUGCAAGAGCUCUCCACCCUUCAACUCUGCCUCAGGCCAGCGCCUGGGAGGGCCCAUUAUUCUGCUGCCAUUAGUUCUGAGCCUGGGCCUCCUCCCGCUGUGGCACAGGCACUGAGCAACUGCCCCUGGGAGAUGACCCUGCUGCCGGGACUUCCACUUACACUCAAGGACAGGCCACCAUCCCCAGGAACAGAUCUGGUACUCUUUGGGCCUUCCUCCCAGGGCCCUGUGGGAUUCCAGCGUGCCACCCUGACCCACUCUUUGGACGACAACCCAGCCAGGAGUCUGUCUGCCUGUGGGAUCGGUGAGGACUUCUGCCGCCCCCACCUGCUGGCCACGAGCCUAUUGGUUGGGCUCCUAUGGAGCCCCUGAAGGAUCCUUAGCUAUGAAAUUGGGUGCGGCUCCCAGCCUGUUUCUAGAAGAUUGGGCUGCUGAUUGCUGCUUGAAAGGCUGGCUCCAGCACCCCCGCCUGCAGUGCCCAAUGAGCCCCUUCACUUUACCUUCUUGACUUCUGGCCUUGGGCUGCCUCUGGGCAGCUGUCUUCAGGCACAGGAGGCCCCAGUCUUGCCCCCUGGGCUGCCAGGCCCCCUUGAGCCCUGACUCCCAGACUCCGGAGGACUGAGCCCCCACCGGAACUGGGCUUGGACUUGGAUCUGGGGUGGGGGCAGAAGGAGCAAGGAGUAAAAUGUUUUGAGCACCACUGGCUCUGUGUGUGACGUGAGAUGAAGAACAUCAGCUGUCGGCGCCUCCCUCCCACCUCCAAAGUCCGGAGCCACCGACAGAACUGACUUUAUUAAAAAAACGACGGAACACGUCUGUACA
Talpa occidentalis (Iberian mole) is the source of this 1944-nucleotide messenger RNA. It is a transcript of the gene PRSS8, whose product is annotated as serine protease 8. Bases 206 to 1237 code for a protein of 343 amino acids. NCBI's taxonomy places the organism in Eukaryota, Metazoa, Chordata, Mammalia, Eulipotyphla, Talpidae. The transcript has 6 exons. Gene Ontology annotation, biological process: positive regulation of sodium ion transport; proteolysis. Gene Ontology annotation, molecular function: sodium channel regulator activity; serine-type endopeptidase activity. The record is from RefSeq and is a predicted model, not a curated record.